AACCCGUCAAAUCUAAUGUCAACGCAUAGAAAAAUUUGUACCUCUGUGUCAAAAUUUAAUCAAAAUUCAAUGUAAAAACAAUAACAAUUUCAAAUUAACUUGAAAUUUAACGUGCAGUGAUCCAUGAACACCGAAAUUUCCUGUGUUUAAUACGAGAAAAGCGACAUGGCGGAAAAAUCAACCGAUUCAAGUGUGAGUGAGGCAAGCAGCUCUCAAAUCAGCGAUGAAAAGCAGUCCGGUAACUGGUGGGACUCUUGGUUGUCAUCUGCUAAAACUAAAUCUGCAGAAGUGUAUACAAUGGUGAAGAAAGACCUCGACGAAAUAGGCAGUGCUGUGAAAUGUGAAGCAAGUCAUGUUUUCAGCACCACAUCCAAUGUUAUAGGCAAGACUCUCAAGUUGGAUGUACCAGAGUCACCUGCUAAUGCUAUGAAAAAGAGUAUCAGCACAUUCAUCGGUCAAGUGAGUACGGUCCUGAAUCCGGAGCCAGAUGAUGAAGACGACACAGAAGUUAUACUGUCCUCCGGUGACACUACCAUGCUGUCAACGUACAAGAAAGAACUAGAAGCUCUACAACGCGUGGACGCUACCUUCAUAGUGCCGGCCUACAGUCCAGAGUUUGAGGCUUGGAAGGCCAGCCUUGAGACAUCCGAGGCCGGUAUAGUGUCGCCGGUGUCGGCCGCCAGACGACUCGACUCGAAUCCCGUGCUGAAGGCGCAGUACGACAAGCUUGUGCCGGAUGCGGUCUCACACGAUGAAUUUUGGGAACGGUACUUAUUCCGUGUAGCCCUACUUCAAGAUAAGCUGGCCGCAGCUUCUCGCAAGCAAACCAUCGAAGAACCCACCAAUGACCCCGUAAUGGCGAAUUUACCACUACAAUCACAGCCGCAAACUCCCGAAAAAGUUCCAGAAAAAGUUCCAAUCAUAGAGAACGAAAAGAAUUACGAGAACGAAGACAUAGACAACGUCGUCACCUGGGAGGACGAAGACUUCGCUCAUGACGUAGAACUGACGGAGGAACAGCAAACUCUGCUUCUAGAGGAAUACGAGAGGGAGAUCGCUUCGAAAAAACUCGCAAAACAGAACACGACAUGCGACUCAGUCAACAACAACAACAACAACAAAGCAGACAAUCCAACGAAAAAGUCCACGAACAAGACCACAGAUAACAUGAACAACAGGAACAUAGACAAAAACAAACAUGGCCGCUCACCGGAAAAGGCGGGAAAACUAGACCCGUGCGGCAACAAUCUGGUCGAAGACUAUUUCGCUGAUAAGGAAGUCAAAGAUGACGCCAGUGCCAAUUCGGACGAGAGCUGGGAGAAAGAUUUCGAAAUUGACGAUGUCAAACAGAAAGCAUGAAUAAUUCCAGCCCUAGUGUUGUAGUAAUGAUGCCGGCCGCACACAUAUGUCCUAUAAGUCUGUAUGAAUGUUGGAUUUAGAAGAGGGAACUCGAAUCAAACACUAGUGACAAGAUCGAUCUAUAAACAAAUCUGUUGGACAGAUGAUCAAAAUAUACUAUGGAAGAUAUUAGCGUCACUCACUCACCGAGUUGCGAAAAGCAAUGACACUUUUAACACUAAACAAGAUUGUUCCUCACUUAUCGGCCGCUCAUAUUCGAGAAGCUUCUACAGAUUCUAAAGAAUCGUGAGAGCAAAAACUAGUAACUAAUUUGGCUUGAAAUGAAAUUGCCUGUCCGGUGUCAAAUACGCAUUUUUUUUUCAAUAAUAUGAUGUUAUUGCCGUUUCCAUAGACCUCACAAUGAGAGACCUUGCCUUCAUUGAUAAAUAAAAGAUGAUUUCUCAAUUCUUGUGAUUGUACAAAAGCGGUAAUUCAAAUCGGAACCUUGGAAAUAGGCAGAAUGAGGGCUAGCAACAGACUCCAUUAGUAUCUAAGGCUAAAAAAAAAAAAGUGAGCUAAUUAUGAUAAGAGUAAUCGACAAUAUUAAUAAAGCGGUCAAAUAAAAGUUUGUUUGUUUAUAUAUUUUGUGAUUGCCUCGUCAAAGCUCAGCCAUAAUGCACAUUUGACGGUACACGCGUUUGGCAAACUUUAGUCUUUGCCAAUGCGAGCAAGAAAUUGGAAGAUUAUAAACAUUUAACCCAACCUCUAAACUAACAUUCAUACAGGCUUCAAUCGACGUGUGUAUAAUAUAAAUAAAAUAAAAGCCAUUCUUAAAUAU
Bombyx mandarina (wild silkworm) is the source of this 2176-nucleotide messenger RNA. Its product is annotated as BSD domain-containing protein 1-B. Gene Ontology annotation, cellular component: cytoplasm. Lineage: Eukaryota; Metazoa; Arthropoda; Insecta; Lepidoptera; Bombycidae. The record is from RefSeq and is a predicted model, not a curated record.